Messenger RNA from Leptopilina heterotoma, 10144 nucleotides. It is a transcript of the gene Nipped-B, whose product is annotated as nipped-B-like protein. Gene Ontology annotation, molecular function: chromatin binding. Gene Ontology annotation, biological process: establishment of mitotic sister chromatid cohesion; regulation of gene expression; replication-born double-strand break repair via sister chromatid exchange. Gene Ontology annotation, cellular component: Scc2-Scc4 cohesin loading complex. The record is from RefSeq and is a predicted model, not a curated record. The transcript is spliced from 3 exons. Lineage: Eukaryota; Metazoa; Arthropoda; Insecta; Hymenoptera; Figitidae. Bases 787 to 7308 code for a protein of 2173 amino acids.
CAAGUACGCAACUUCCGCGAACUCGCUGCUGAGCAUUGAGCAAAAUGGACGCCUUUGUGUCUGUUUUCGUUAAAUUCAUACUAUAAAUAGUGCUUUUCUCGCGAUCAAUCACAUCUGAAAGUAUGAUGUUUACAAGAUUUAGCAAAUGAUUAGGCCACAGCCACAGAUGACAAUUGAAUGGAUUUCUUGAGAAGAAGAGUUUGAGAAGAAAAUUGCUGAUGGAGGACUGCUACAGUUAUCCAGGAUAGAAAAUAAUCGUUGCAUUAUUUUAAUUGAUAAGUCGCUAACUGAAGGGGAAGGAAAAUUUCUAGUUAAAAACGUUUCUUUGCUUAUUAGAUCGUCCAGCAUAAAUAAUCAUUAGGAUCAGUUAACCGAAGGGUAAUCAUUCUAAAGGAGCGAAUCAUGGAUCGUUUACUGCAAGAUCCAAGAGCAUCAUCAAAAUGUGGAUGAAUUAUAAAAAGUGAACAAUGGGAACUUAAAAGAGACUGCGUUAAGUUCCCACAAUUAACAUUAGUGUUAGUGUUACUCGUACGUAUUAUUAGGGCAAAUAGGUUAACAAAAAAGUAGUAAUAGUGGAUUAUCCAAAACGUUGAGGUUUAGUGAUGAUUAUUUUCGAUUUUUCUGCCGAUGGUGCGACAAAAGACAUUUUAUUUCCCUUAAACCAAAAUCCAUGGGUCGGCGAGGGUAAAAUUGUUCCCAUAAAUAUUUUCAGUGAUUUUUCUUGAUUUCAAAAGAUAUUGUCAUCCUAAGGAAUCAUCUGUAAGAUAAUUUUUAGGUCGGGCUGUAAUGCCAGAACAAAUCAAAGUCAAAAUGAAUGGGGUAAUUCCGAGUGUACCAAUAACAACCCUCGCAGGUAUUGCGAGUCUUUCUGAUUUAUUGUCAGAAAUGCCCCUGCCUACGCCAUUACAACAAACCUCUUUAACCAAUAAGUCUCUCCUCUUUCAUCCUCGAGUCGCUGAAGAAGCACAAAUAUUGUUGAGUGUUCGGGAUGACAAUUUAGUUCCACAGCUAAUAUCCUCGUUAUCGCAGACAUCUUCGGAUCACAUAGAACUCAAGGAUCACUAUGCCAACACGGAGCAGUCGCUCGACUCUGAGCAAAAUACACCCGAACUCCUGAAAGCUAUACUUGAAAUAAACCCGCACGUUUUCAAAGGACCACAGUACAACUCCCCGAGAAAUUGGUCGCAAGGUUCGAAUGCGCUGCACGCAAGCCAAUCACCGGCAAGUUGCGGUCGAUUUUCACCGUCGUACUCGAAUUCUUCUGGAUCCAGGCAGACACCUCAAAGCAGCCCCGCUCAUUCUGCCGCAGCAAAGUCGGUCCUACCUCCUCCCCCAGCAAGUGGCAUCUCCCAUGCUCAGCAUCCAAGGAUGCCACUCACACCUCAAAACUAUGCGGAAAUAUCGCAGAUGUCUCCGUUUGCUGUGCCUUCUCCUUCGCCCAGAGCGAGCGUUAUAACGGAACAAACAAGAACUUCUACGACUCCGCAGCACAUGACGGAGGAUUCCGCGUGUGCAAUGUCAAACAUAAAUCGCCAACCGAACAUGUACUCCCCGGCGCAUAUGACCUCACCGAACGCACCUCUAGCCAGUCUGGCCAAUCAAACUCACAACAUGUCGAGCAUGACACCGAGGCAAAACAUUCACAUGACUUCUCCGAUGCAAAUGACGUCUCCCCUUCAAGCUCCAUCCCCCAUGCACACCGACGUUGCCCAGCAUCAGAAUGUCAAUUUGCAACAAAAUAUCUUCGAACCCGUCAUCAAUCAACACAUGUCAAUGGACAAUCAGAACCUGGUUUUCGACAACCCUAUGCAAAGUAAUCCUCAGUUUGACUUGGAUCCGACAACAACUAUUCCGGAUAUCGCCUUAACACUGGAAAGUCUCGAUUCGAAGCAAGCCCCCGAUGUCCUGGACAAUGUGAUCCCGGCAAACUUGGCGGGUAUCAGUUCUGCGUGUCCAAUCACUGAAACCCCUGAAACCACUGCAUUUGACAGCAUUCAGCAAAAUUGUGCCGAGAAAGAUCAGAAGUUGCCAAUGAAGGAGCCGGUUGUGAUGCUGAACAGGUUGUCCCUCGCCGAUCAAGCUCUAAUGCAGAAAAGUCUCAGCGCUUUCGUCGAAAAAGCACCGACUCGUGCAGCGAAAAUGGGUCUAAUGAACAGUGGCGCCGCAAAGUCAGAGUCUGAAAGUGAGGAAGAAGUCGAGAAGAAUAACAAACACUUUAAAGCAAGAGCCAAGGAGCGGCAAGAGAAGAGGGAAAAGGAACGAGCUGAGAGGAAGAAGGAGGAUAUUAAAUCAAGGCGACGAAAGAGGACCAUAGAAGACGACGACGAAGAUUUCGAUGCUGGUGACAUUGACGAGAAGAAGGAAAAGGAGAACAGCCUGUCGCCGCCGAAGCCAAAAAUCAGAAAGUACGAGAAGAAACUCGUGCCCGUACUCGCCAAGUUGAGUGUCGAAGAACUCAUGGAAACGAACACCUAUCAGCGGUUCAAUUCAACGAUGGACACGAUAUUCGAAAACACUGAAGAUGCAGCAAAUAUGACCGACGAGGAAGAUGACGGCAACGUUCCCCAAGAAUUGCUCAUCCAGAAAUAUCAUCUCCAGGAAUUGUGUACGGAAGCCGCGAAAUUGAAGGCUCUAGGGGCGAUGGAAUCAAUUCCCACCGAUAGACUCGUUAGACUGUUGAAUAUCCUGGAGAAAAAUAUAAGAGAUGGUGCUAAGGUCUCUCCCCUUGCAGAUCCCGAUGACGACGUAGCGGCGAGUCGACGAUGGUCGAACAUGGUCAUGGAGCGAGUACAACGAGCCGUCGAUGCUUCCCUGGUCUCACUGCACAUCAUGACGUCCAGUAACAUGCCCAAGACUGUGUAUCUAGAAGAUGUAAUCGACAGAAUAAUUGUUUUCAUGAAAUUUCAAUUGCAAAACACAAUUUAUCCCUCUUUCGAUCCCGUCUACAGAAUAGACUCAAAAAGCAAGACUGACAGUUUUAAUUCAAGUGGUCGAAAAAAGAGAGGCCACACCAAGGAGGUAAGGGAGAAGAGCAUUCUUCAAAUCUACAACAAAAUGACAGAACUCGUGGGACUUUUGUCGGAGCUUUUCAACAUUCAAGUUCUCACGGACACGAGUGUCCUUCACGCGUCAACUUUGGGAGUCUCGCCGUUUUUCGUCGAAUCAGUCAGCGAUCUGCAGCUGAGUGCAUUGAAAUUAGUGACUGUUAUUUUCACCAAGUACGAAAAACACAGGAGACUACUCUUGGACGAUAUUUUGGCGUCAAUAGCAAGACUUCCGAGCAGCAAGCGAAGCCUACGGUCCUAUAGACUCAAUUCCGAAGAUCAUAUUCAGAUGUUGACCGCCCUUGUGCUGCAGCUCAUUCAGUGCGUCGUUGUUCUUCCAGAAAAUAUCGGCCAAGACAAGGUGACGAAAAAAGACGACGAAGAGGACAAGAAGGAGGAGAAGAAAUCCGGCCAUGUCGAUGCUGAUCUUUUAAUCAUCAAUAAAUACGAUAAUGCAACGAGAACAGCGGCAAAUUUUUUACGAGUCUUCCUCAACAAAUGUGGAAGCAAGGGUGACGAAGUGGACUACAGGCCUCUGUUUGAAAAUUUUAUUCAAGAUCUUCUAGCCACGGUCAACAAACCAGAGUGGCCUGCUGCUGAACUACUUCUCAGCUUGUUAGGCAAAUUAUUAGCUGGUCAUUUUUCGAACAAGAGUUCAGACAUGUCUCUGAGAGUCGCAUCCAUCGAUUACUUGGGAGUCGUUGCCGCCAGAUUGAGGAAGGACGCCGUUAAUUCCGCCUGCAAACUUUCAACCAUCGAUCAAAUCAUCAAGGACAUUAAGGCUGAGCAACAAAAGGAUUCAGACUACGACAGAAUUCACGACAAGGACAUUAAAGGUCUCACCGAAGACGAGGAGAGAACGGUAUUUUUGCAGAAAGUACUCCUGGACUAUUUGGCCGUGAAUGGAACGAAAGAUGCCUCACUGGGAUAUGCGAGACACUUUUACCUGGUUCAAUGGUACAGAGACUGUGCUGAUGAAAAGAGUCGCGUCAGUCAUCAGCCAAAACACAGUCCGAGUAAAAAGUCCCACAAGAAAAGAACGAAAAAGAAAAACAAACAUCACAGUGAAGAAGACAGUGAUUCAGACAUUGAAGAAAUUGAUCCCGACGAGAAUGCUAAUAAUGAGCAGAAGAAUUCGGAGACCUACAGAAUCAUUGAGGAUAAGAAGAAGUUGAUAAUAUCGAAAGUUCGUCCCUAUAGUUCGGGAACGAAGCCUGACAUUCUUCAAACGUACAUUGAUUACAAUUCGGCUGAAUUGAUUUCGCAAUAUCUCGCAUCGAAACGAUCAUUCUCGCAGAGCUUCGACAGGUAUCUGAUGCAGAUUCUACAAGUCUUGACGGAGUCUUCGAUCGCAAUUAGAACAAAGGCUAUGAAGUGUCUGACGAUGAUAGUGGAGGCAGAUCCCAGUGUUCUUGGCAGAAACGAAAUGCAGAUGGGAGUGAAACAUUCGUUCCUUGAUCAUUCGACGUCUGUACGAGAAGCUGCGGUGGAUCUGGUGGGAAAGUUCAUUCUCAGUAGGCCCGAGCUGAUCGAUAAAUAUUACGAUAUGCUGUCGUCGAGAAUUUUGGACACUGGAGUGAGUGUGAGAAAGAGGGUCAUCAAGAUCCUCAAGGACGUCUGCAUGGAGUGUCCCACUUUUCCCAAAAUACCCGAGAUUUGCGUCAAGAUGAUAAGAAGAGUCAACGAUGAGGAGGGGAUUCGAAAACUUGUGAUGGAAGUUUUUCAAAACAUGUGGUUCACUCCAGUUCGAGAAAGACCAUCGGUCGAUUCCGAGGCACUGCUGCGGAAGGUGAUGAACAUCACGGACGUUGUUGCAGCCAGCAAGGACAUGGGACUCGAGUGGUUCGAACAGCUCCUGGUUAGUUUAUUUAAGCCAAAGGAAGACAAGGAAGACAGCACGAAAAUGCAGACUGAACCUCCAAAGAUUUUGCUGACAGCCUGUAAGCAGAUUGUUGAGUGUUUGAUUGAAAACAUUUUACGUCUCGAGGAAACACCUCUCGAUGGAGUGGAACACUCGGAGAAGAAGGGAUCGUCACAACGAUUGGUUGCUUGUCUCACGACUUUGCAUUUAUUCGCCAAGAUUCGACCGCAGCUUCUCGUCAAUCACGCCAUAACACUCCAACCUUAUUUGAGUUUGAAAAUGCAAACGCAGGGAGAUUACCAGAUUAUAAGCAGCGUGGCGCACACUCUCGAACUUGUGGUUCCGCUGAUCGAACAUCCCAGCGAGACAUUUUUGGCUCAACUCGAGGAAGAUUCGGUGAAAUUGAUUCUGCAGCAUGACAAGUCGGUGGUUGCAAGUUGUCUCUCCUGCUUGGGUUCGAUUGUCAACAAUGUCACGAGGAACUUCAAGUUGAUUCGAGAUUGUUUCAACAAGUACUAUGGGCACCUGACGGACUACAAAUCUAAAUAUGAGAAGGAUCCAGAUCAUCCAAUUCUCCUCAAGUACAGACCCUUCUUCCGACGUGCACUCUUCACCGUCGGCUUGCUGCUGAGACACUUUGACUUCACUGAUGCCGAAGUCAUACAAGGUCUGCCCGAGAAUAUCAAGGAUCAAGUUUUCGAUACUCUAAGUUACUUUGUCCACGUGGACAACGAGGAUAUCAAGCUGUUCACUCUCAAGUCAAUUGGAUCUCUCUGCAUAAGGCAUUACGAAUUUAUGAUGCUCGAUGAAAUCAAGGAGUUGUAUCACUAUUUGCUGACGUCCGACGUCGCUUCAGACAACAUGAGAAUCCAGGUUCUGAACAACAUCGAAAUCUACCUGCAGGAGGAGGAGACCAGAAUGAUUAAGCAGGAUCAGGCGUGGGCGAAACUCUCCAAGCAUGAAAAUCUCAAGGAAAUGGGCGACGUCUCUUCCGGAAUGGCCAGCACGGUCAUACAACUGUACCUCAAGCAGAUUCUCGAGUCCUUCAUUCAUCAGAACGUGAACGUGAGGCACGCGUCUCUGAAAGUCAUUCAGCUGAUUCUCGCGCAGGGUCUGGUCCAUCCUGUUCAAAUUGUACCUUACCUCGUCUGCAUGAGCACGGACUGCGAGAAAAUGGUGAGCCACAGCGCAGACAAGCAACUGCAGGACAUUGAGAAGAAGUACCCGGGUUUCAUUCACAUGCGAGCUCAGUUCGGAAUCAAGCUCAGCUAUCGACUGCAGAGUAUUCUGCAGAACGACACAACGGUGCGUGGGAUGAGAACAAAGGAGGGUGAAUACCCUUCGGGUUUGAAUGGAUUUCUGUACACAAUUCUGAGGAGCACGAAGCAGCAAAGACGAGCCAUUGUCCUCUCGUUUCUGAAGCAAUUCGACGAGACGGCCAAGACAUGUCUCUCCCAGAUGCUCUACCUCGCUGACAACUUGGCUUACUUUGCAUAUCAAGUUCAGGACGAGCCGCUCUUCAUCAUUCACCACAUCGACAUUAUUAUCUCCAUGUCCGGAACGAACGUCGUGCAGUCCUUCAGGGAAAACUUGUUACCAAAAGAGGGCAGUUCGAAGUUGCCGAAUUUUCCGGCCGAGCAGACGAUUAUGAUAGGGCCGGACGGCCAGCCCAGAGCCGACCAACUGCUGUCGACCCUCGAGGACGAGGAGGACGACGAGGAGGACGAGGAGACAGUCGUGGCCAGGCUGCCCCAAGACACGCGAGUCCUGCGCGAACUCAUAACCGCGAGUCAAGGUUUCCUGCUCCUCCUCACCCUGAGGCAGCACCUCAAGGACCUCUACGGCUUCUCCGAUGCGAAAAUCGGCCAGUAUUCGCCCUCAGAGGCUGCCAAGGUCUACGAGAAGACAGUCAACCGGAAGUGCAGCUUGCAGUUCAAACCCAAGGCGACGCUGCAGAAACUGAAGGAGGGCGAGAGCAACGAGGAACUGGACGAGGAGGGAAGGCGAAAAAUGGCCAAGGCUUACCUGGACUUCAAGCAGCUGAUGUUGAAAUUCGACCCCGACGACCCCGACGAGGAGGGCGAGGGAGAAGGCAAACGCGAAACAAUAACUCUCCACGGAAUGAACGCCGAUUCGAACAAGUUCACCGGCGGAACCGUCACGAUUCACGAGCCAGUCGCUCCGAAUCUCAAUUCAACGGAUCAUUCCAACAACUCGGUCAAUCCAAUGCCACCGAGAGUUCCGAAAAUCACAAUUCACGCCAAUCCGGAAAUGAAGGAGCACAGGAAGCAGCGCCAGCACAAAACGGAAAAAGUUAAGAAACACAAAAAGAAGAAGCGAAGAAGAAUCUCCGACAGCAGUGAUAGUGGCGAUGAUUGCAGUGAUCCUGAUUUUCAGGUGUAAGUGACGUGUAUAUAUUGUGUAUUACCUUGAAAAAUGAGUACACUUCUCGUAGUUGUUUAAGGUUGUAUGUAAUCUAAAAAGAGUCUCUCGUGCAAAACUGCAAACAAUCGUCGAUACCGGUGGUGGACGCUCUUUUUUUGCGCAACGUCAGAAAACAAUCACUGAAAUUAGGGUGGAGCGAUUAGUAAAUUUUCAUUGUUACUAAUUCCACGACUGCCUAAUAUUUUCAUUUUAUUCCUUUAUGCAUGAUUUUGUAUUAGUAUUGGCUCUAGAUCAAAAAACUUUUUUUUAUAUUUUAUAGGAUAGAUUGCAUCUUUAUUUACGUGAAACAAAAAAUGUUUAGGUACAAAAUUUUUGUGAAUUCAUCUAAUAUCUGGUAUCUUCAAUUGCUUCAUUUACAAUUUUUUUUGUUGAAUUAUUCAUUAUUGCUUCCUCACGAGGAAGUAUUUUUUGUUAGUGAUAUAGUCUUUUGUAUGUAGAAAAACAAACGUUUUUUAUAUAGAAAAUCGAAAUAUUUUCUAUUAAAGAAAAAAAAAAUACUGUUUUUUGUAACUCUUGUAAGUUACUGUAAAUGGGGAAAAAAAUAAAAUAAAAUGAAUUCCAGACUUUUGAAAAAGAAAAUUUUACUACAGAAAUAUUCCUAUUAUUGUUAUGUAUUUUUAAACUGCUUUUAAAUUAGAUAAGUGAAAUUUUAAUGGUAAAUUGAUUGAUUUUAGAGAAACUGUAUUUAAAAGUUGUUUUAUGUGCAAGAUAAUUUUUUUUGCUCCAUCCUAGUUGGUCAGUUGAAAAAAAUGAUAAAAUCAUAGGAAAAAAAAUUUCAUGUUGCCCUGACUGUUCAAAAGAUGGUUAUAAAAUUGUUAAGUGCAGGUUGAUCUUGCUCUUUAAUCUUUGAAACUUUCUCUGGACAUUUUAAAUCAAGAUCGAAUAGGAAGUUUAAACAUUGUAGUACAAUAGAGCGCUAAUAGUUAAUCAAGUUUCACUCGAACAAAAUCAUUUGUACAUAAAUAACGUUAUAAGAAUUCUUGCAUUGUUUAAUUUUUUCUUUUAUUUUUUCUCUUUUUUUUAUUAAAUGUAAGAAAAAUGUCAUUUCAAUGGACCAUUGUCUUCAAUGGACAAAAUUAGUGAUUUUUUUAAAAAAAACAGGGAACUUUUGUCGUUUUACUUUACUUGAAAAUUUGGAUUACUAUUCUCAACGUGUAUAUUAAAAAAAAGGAACACUGUGGUAGAAUAAUAUACAUUAUAUGAAAACGUUGUAAUAUGUGUACAUAAAUUCAAGUGAAAAUCUUAUUUUCGUAAUAAAGAAUACUUAAAAUUUUUGUUACAAUCUUAGGUAUUUAUUCCGAAAUUUGUUGCUAGAAAUAUAGUUUCAUCUCAGUGAAGUUUAUAUUUAGCCAAACAUUAUUGUUUGGCGAAGACUUUCGUUUCUUUCAAUCUUGAACUGCAUUAGACUCCUGUCUGAAUUCUUUAUUUAUGUUCAGAGGGAUUUGACGAGAAAAAAAAACAAAUUUUCUAUCAGUUUUAAAACGCUGUGUAGCUAAUUUAUAAAAAAAAAACGACAAAGUAUCCCACUUUGCGGAUUACCGAGUAAUUAAUAAAUUAUUAGAUUUCGAUAAUAUUUAUGGUCGAAUGUUAAUUAAAAAUCUGAAAAUAGAUUUUGUUUACAAAAAAAGUCUAUUUACAAUGUAAUUAACCAAUGCACGCAAUAUACAGUACAUAGAUGAAUGUUCAAUGAUUCACGGAUAAAAUGUCUCUUGCCGUUAAGAAAUUAUAUUUAAAAAAAAAUGUUGUGUCCUCGUCUUUUGAUCAAAAAUGUUAGUUUUAUGAAAAUUUAGAGAAAAUCCGUGACAAUUACUAAGAAGAAAUUUACUUCUAAGAUAUAGUUUCUUCUUGAUAAUUUUAUGUAAAAUCGAUUAGACUAACUUUCAUUUUUUUUUAAAUGGAAUGAAUGGCUUACACUGUUAAGAGCUGUGAUUUUAGAAGACGUUUUUCUUAUAAACGUAAAAGCGCCGAAUAUAAUUUAAUUCUAGAGACAUUCAUGACUUGGCGAUCUCGUGAGGUUUUGUUUUAACAGUGUGUAAAAGAGUGCGUGGAAUUUUUUGAUAAAAUAAAAGCGGUUAAGAUCGUUAAUCUGAGCCUCACCGUCCUUUCUAGCGUGCAAUGGUAGUAUAUAAUUAAAAAAAUGCUUCUUUUCUUAUAUGAGAUUGUUCGAGUUUUUCUAAACGGAUUCCGAAAGUUAAAAUAGUAAAACUUUUAAUUCCGUCAAAUUCGCUCGAUAAUCCGUACAGUGGCGUAAAAAACAAUAAUAGAGUAAAUACGCAGUGUGUGAGAAAUUGCAUUGUACAAAUUUUACGUGUGUAAAUAUUUAUUAUUACCAAUUAUAAAAAAAAGCAGAAGGGGAGCCUCAACUGUUUUUUUUUUAAUUUUAAUUUUAAAAAAAAAUUUGGAAAGUAUAAAAAAAAAUACAAAAAAACGAAUACAGAUUUUUCAAGAAUACGUUUCAUUUUAGACGUUAUUGUUCAUUGUAAUAAAAUCUAUAGAAUUUUAAUUUCAAAUAAUUAUAUUUCUACUUAUAGUUUAAAAUUAUUAUAAGAACUCUUAUUAAUAAGUAUUUCCAUGAGGUGUUGAAAUAUCGUGUCAAGUAAGAUACAAUUUUUGUAUUUGGUAAUAUAUCAAUUGACGAGAAAAAGGUUAAUAGAAAUAUAUAUUUGAGUAAAAAUUGUUUAGUGUUAAUGUUAUCCAUAGCGAUCCCUAAAUUGUUCUGGAUAAGAUGUAACGCUACUCCAUAAUGUACAUCGUCGGAAUACGUUCGUAAGGAAAAUAAACUAAGUAUAUAUAA